GGGAAAGAAAACCCGACGCCCGUGUCCGGUGCGGUGCGGUGCGGUGCUGUAGAAGAAAGAAAACCGCGACAAUCCCCAUAGAGAAGCACGUGGAGCACCCAAUCGGCCGUGCACCGUGACGCAUCUGAUCACGCCCCCCUCAUCUCGUUGCUUAGCUCUUAAUCUCGGGGACUUUUUGUGAUCUUUUCCAUCGCGGUUCCCAGAUUCGAUUCAUACUCGCAGCCAACGGGAUCGUCUCCUUCCUCUCUCUCUCUCUCUCUCUCUCUCUGUUGCUUCCCUGCUUGCCCGCUUCAGCCGUCGCCACGCCAUGUCGUCGGUAAGGACCGUGAAAGUCAGCAAUCUUUCUCUCAGUGCAUCCGAGCUGGAUAUCAAAGAGUUCUUUUCAUUUUCAGGUGAAAUCGAAUAUGUUGAAAUGCAAAGCGGCAAUGAGCGUUCUCAAGUUGCAUAUGUUACCUUCAAGGAUCCCCAAGGAGCAGAGACUGCUGUUCUUCUGUCGGGAGCAACAAUAGUUGAUCAGUCUGUUACUAUUGCUCCAGCUCCAGAUUACAAGCUGCCAGCUUCUAUUCCCAUCCUGCCAGCUGCUACGGAAAACAUGAGUACAGGUGAAUCUGGAACCGCUGUCCAAAAAGCAGAGGAUGUUGUCACAAGCAUGUUGGCCAAGGGGUUCAUUUUGGGCAAAGAUGCUGUUAACAAAGCGAGGACCUUUGAUGAGAAGCACCAGUUCACUUCCACUGCCGCUGCUAAAGUUGCUUCUAUUGACCAAAAGAUUGGUCUCAGUGAGAAGAUUACUGCUGGCACGACCAUCGUGAAUGACAAAGUAAGGGAAGUGGACCAAAAGUUCCAAGUUUCUGAGAAGACCAAGUCUGCAUUUGCCGCUGCAGAGCAGACUGUUAGCAGUGCUGGAUCUGCCAUAAUGAAGAAUCGUUAUGUUCUGACUGGGACUUCAUGGGUCACUGGUGCAUUCAGUAGGGUUACCAAGGCAGCAGGAGAUGUUGGGCAGAAGACAAAAGAAAAGGUUCUGGCCGAGGAACAGCAAGCAAGAAGAUUGGAAGGUUAUGAUCAGAUUCAUGGGUCGGAGUCCCCAAAAGCUACUGGUGGUGAUCAAUCUUCCAAGCCUUCAUCUGCUCGGGGUUUGAUCCUCUGAUUUGUUAGAAUUUAUGUAAUGUGAAUAGUUGGCAAUGGAGUUUGAAUUGAAAUAGGUCUGUCUUUCAUAUUUGCAAGAUGCAUGUAGCUUUCACUGCACUACUGUAGUUUGGUUUUACUGUUUGCAGUUUUGCCAUGUUGAUGUGUUACUUAAAUUGGCUUUCAACAAAAUAAAUAAAUAGAAGAAACCCUGAUCCAUGAGAAA
This is a messenger RNA of Eucalyptus grandis, 1348 nucleotides long. Its product is annotated as binding partner of ACD11 1. Lineage: Eukaryota; Viridiplantae; Streptophyta; Magnoliopsida; Myrtales; Myrtaceae. Gene Ontology annotation, molecular function: RNA binding. The coding region runs from base 308 to 1144 and encodes 278 amino acids. The record is from RefSeq and is a predicted model, not a curated record. The transcript is spliced from 5 exons.